GAGGCAAACACGACUGAGUGACUGAACAACAACAUAGGUGGGGACUGCAUUGUUUAUUGGCUGUUAGAAAACUGGUGAAUAUUUUAUGUCUUAAUUUAUGUGUCAUUUACAGAUGAUGGUCUUUUAGCAUGUAUUCUGCAAUACAGCUGACACAUACUACUUGUUAACAUUGUAAAAUUCCUUUUCUUUUUGGGUACAUAGUUCUAUAGCAGAUGUAGAAAUCUAUGUUGUUUCAAAAAAUUGUUUUAGUCAUAUUUUUCAUUUUUCAUUUGUUUUCAAUUGUAAACAACCAAUUAUGAAAAGUUAAUUAUUAAUUGGGUAAGCUUGGUUUUGGAUUAUUUAUGUUACAAUAUAUAAUAUAUUGUUUAGAAUUUAUUUAUGUACAGUAAGUUUGCAGAAUACAAUGAUAGUGUAAUAUUUUUCAUUUCAAUUUGAGACAACUGUUGAUUGAUACGUUCCUGAGGGUCCUGGUAGAAAAACACUCUGUUUCUGAGAGUUGGCAAAAGAUUGUCCAAUGUGAGUGUGUUUGGCAUAUGGUUUUUAAAACUAGUCUACCUUAACGGUGAAUUUAUGUUAUGCUUUCUUAGAAUUCUAUUCCUUUAUUGUUUCUAAAUGCUUAAGGUCAUCGUUGUGGUGUUUCAUAACUUGAUAUAUCUCUCCUACACAUGUGAUCAAGCAUUUACAACCCAAAGCGAACAGUGAUAAACAAGAAACAUUCCAAACAUUGAUGCUGGGAAGCCCUGAAAGCUGUGAAAUCAAACAUGUUCAUCUUUGGGAAAGUCAGGAAAAUAUGUGUGACUUUGAGUGUCAGGGGAGAGAUGACAAAAGAAACUACAAAGGCACAUCUAUAAGCCUUAAUGGAAAUGUGCCUGAUGGAAGAGAUUUGCAUGAUAGAAAGGAUGCAGGCAUCAAGCCCUUUGGAAAGAGGUUUGGAUUUAACUUUCAGGAUAAACUGCAGAUAUUUCAAACUGGCGGGAUAAUUUCUGAAUAUAAUCAAGUUAAGAGUUCUGUCAACAACAGUUUCUCAUUUUCACCACUUCACAGAAUUCCUCCUUGUGUCCAAACCAGUGUUUCUAAUACAUAUGGGAAUGAUUUUAUGAAUCCUUCAGGACUAACACAAGAACUCAAAGCACACAGGGAAAAACCUUACAAAUGUGAUGAGUGUGGCAAGGCCUUUCAUGUAAAGUCAACCCUUUUAAGUCAUCAGACAGUUCAUACUGGUGAGAAACCUUACAAAUGUGAUGAGUGUGGCGAGGCCUUUCGCCUAAAGUCAACCCUUUUAAGUCAUCAGACGGUUCAUACUGGAGAGAAACCUUACAAAUGUGAUGAGUGUGGUAAGGCCUUUUGUGUAAAGUCAACACUUUUAAGUCAUCAGACAGUUCAUACUGGAGAGAAACCUUACAAAUGUGAUGAGUGUGGCAAGGCCUUUCGUCUAAAGUCAAGUCUGGUAAGUCAUCAGACAGUUCAUACUGGUGAGAAACCUUACAAAUGUGAUGAGUGUGGCAAGGCCUUUCGUCUAAAGUCAAACCUUUUAAAUCAUCAGACAGUUCAUACUGGAGAGAAACCUUACAAAUGUGAUCAGUGUGGCAAGGCCUUUCCUCUAAAGCCAACCCUUUUAAGGCAUCAGACAACAGUUCAUACUGGAGAGAAACCUUACAAAUGUGAUGAGUGUGAUAAGGCUUUUCCUGUAAAGUCAACCCUUAUAAAACAUCAGACAAUUCAUACUGGUGAGAAACCUUACAAAUGUGAUGAGUGUGGCAGUGCCUUUCGUCUAAAGUCAAUCCUUUUAAAGCAUCAGACAAUUCAUACUGGAGAGAAACCUUACAAGUGUGAUGAGUGUGGCAAGGCCUUUCCUGUAAAGUCAACCCUUUUGAUGCAUCAGAAAGUCCAUACUGGUGAGAAACCUUACAAAUGUGAUGAAUGCGGAAAAGUCUUUGGUCGAAAACCUCAUCUUCAACGUCACAGUAGAAUUCAUACUGGAGAGAGUCCUUUCAGAUGUAAUAAGUGUGGCAAGUUCUUCAGUCGAAAUUCACACCUUCAAAAACAUCAGAGAAUACAUAUAGAGAAACCUUUCAAAUGUGAUGAGUGUGGAAAAGUCUUUGGUCAAAAACCACGUCUUCAACAUCACUGGAGAAUUCAUGCUGGAGAGAGCCCUUUCAGAUGUAAUGAGUGUGGCAAGUUCUUCAGUCGAAAUUCACACCUUAAAAGACAUCGGAGAAUACAUAUAGAGAAACCUUUCAAAUGUUUCAAGUGUGGAAAAUCCUUUACUCAGGUCUCAGCACUCACUAAACAUCAGAAAAUCCAUACAUGAGAGAAACUCAUGUGAAUGUGGUAUAUGGUAGAAGUCUUCAAAUGUCAAAGUCCAAAAUUCACACCCUACUGUUGCUCAGAGAAUUCAUCCUACUGAGAAACCAUACAAAUAUCAUGAGUGUGGCAACAUCUUAGGCUUCAUGAGAAAAUUCAUACUGGAUAGAAGCCAGAUAUAUAUGUAUUGAUUAGUCAGGUCUUUAGAACAUGAAUUCAUUCUAGAAAGAUUCCUCACCAAUUUCACAAAAGAUAAAAAAAAAAUACCCUAUCCUCACAUCUCACCAGUAGUAUCAGAGUAUUUAUCCUGGAGAAAACAUACAGCAAUGUAACGUGUAUGGCAAGGAUCUUACCCCAAAAGUCACAAGAUAGGAACAUAGUGGAGCCAUACUUCCCAGACUCAGUGGUUGUGGCAAAUCCUUUACCUUUUUCACUCUAUGUAUUCUCUGAUGACUUUAGUUCAGGUACUCAGCAACUGCAGUAAGUCCAUAUUUGAAGAGAAGCUAUAGAGAUCUUUUCGUGUAAAAGAAACCCGAAUUCUGCCCCAGCAAAUAUGAUUCUUUGGGACAGUAGUCCGACAUCUUUUUGGUCUCCUGGCUUUCUGAAUAAAGUCACUAUUCCUUGCCCAACAAGUAGUCUCUCAGGUUAUUGGCCUGUUGUGUGGUGAGCUCUAAGAGCUUGGCUUUGGUAAUACAUUGAUCAAAUGCAUUUGCUACAUGCAUUUCACGAUGGUCUCUGGGAAGGAAUCAAUGAGAUGAAGGGACUGACUUUAUUAGAUACAACUCCUUCACAUCCAUGUUCCCUGGAAAAACACACAGCCUGAAUUACAAAAUGCAAUAGUGUGUGUGAAUUAGCAACAGGGAGGGGAGAAAAUAAUGUAAAACUAGGAUAUGACUCAUCAUGGUCAGUAGGAUCAGGAAGCCCUUCCGUACAUAGUCCAGCCUGUUGUAAAAGAUAAUGUUCUACCAACUGACAAACAGAGUAGGCAAGAUGUUAAAAGUCCUGAGCUUUGCAUAGGAGGAGAGGGACAGUUGCAUGGGACUGAUGGUGUGCUAGGAACAAUGCAUAGAAAUAGGGUCAUGUUCUCCAUUGGAUAGAAAAAACUGUUGUAUUCAUGAUUAAAGAAGAGUUACUCUUACUUGUGGAAACUGAAGAGAGAGCUGUCACAGUCUUUGUAGACCUAGACCUGAGGAAUGGAUUCGACAAGAAGAAGGAAGCUGGGGACCCAAGUCUCGAGUGAAACAAGGGUGCUUUAUUUGCAAAAACGCAUGUUUAUAUAUCUUUACACAAGGCAACUUUAGGCAGUAAAAACAUUGAACAAAAACCAAGCAAAGCAAAUAGCAAUCUUGAAAGGGCCAGAAAGCAUUCCAUAUCCUGAGGUAGAGGGGCAUAACUGAAUAGAUUACCUUUAAGUAAAAGGUCACUGAAGGGAAUCCCAGCAGAUGCUCUUUCUCAUGACCUCAGUCCUGAGAACUGCGUGCAGCUCUGCUUAUUCCUGUUUUCCAGGAACUGAUAAAGAAUAGAGUCCUUGAGAAUCGGCACACAAAAGAAGAAAAUAUCAUGUUGAAUCCUUUAAAGUUGAAUGUCCCCUGACAGUUCCCCCUUUUUUACAUUGUCAUAAUUGGGGAUGACUGUAGAUACUUGUGUGAAAAAGGCCCUGAGCAAGUGAGUUUGUUUAGUUUGAACAAUUUUAGUUGAAAGACAUCGGUAUGUUACAAUUAUAAUCACCAGGAUAAUUAUCAGCGUUAUAGUUCCAGAUCAAAUACUAUGUGUAAUGCCUUGAAACCAUCUUUGAGGGUCUAGCCCAGAUAAUUGAUCAGCUAGCUGUUCAGCUAAGGUUUCCAAAUUGUUGGAAGAGGGUAGACUCUUAUAGAAGGUUUCAAGGAUUUCCUUUUGCAACAAUUGUACAUUUAAGGAAGUAUUAUUAUGCAUAUCUUGCAAAUGAAAUUUGAUUUUUUUCCCCAAUUGUAAGCACUAUGGUUGAACCGAAGAGGAGUGAUACAAAAUUAAGUAGAAUUCCAAUCACAAUUUAAUAAUACUUGUUUUUAUAAAUCUAUUAAUUGAUCUCCAACCCAUUGGAUGGCUGUUUUUAAUUCCUGAAUUUUAUCUUGAACUUUUCAUCUUUCUGAACCUGAGUGACCCACAUAGUAUGAGCAUCUUUAGUCCAAUUUUGAAUAAAGAUUUGUGUUUGAACUGAA
Molecule: messenger RNA, 4502 nt
Organism: Capra hircus (goat)
Lineage: Eukaryota; Metazoa; Chordata; Mammalia; Artiodactyla; Bovidae
Product: zinc finger protein 347-like
Exons: 2
Coding region: 728-2311 (527 amino acids)
Biological process (GO): regulation of transcription by RNA polymerase II
Molecular function (GO): RNA polymerase II cis-regulatory region sequence-specific DNA binding; DNA-binding transcription factor activity, RNA polymerase II-specific
Source: RefSeq, a predicted model, not a curated record